CGAGAUUGCCCGAGGUUAGGUGGACGCGCUGCCGGCCGACCCGCAGAAGCUCGGGCCGGGAUCGCGGCUGCUGCUCGACGAGCUUGUGGUGGACGAGGUGCACCACGGGCGGUGGGUGUUUGGCGUCUGCUGGGACUCGCCCUGGUACCGCACGCUGCCCGACCAGGCCGUGCUGCGCCUGCGCCGGAUCGGCCUGACGGCGACGCUGACGAUGCGCGUCACGCAGUGGCUGCCGCUGGUUGGGUGGUGCCACGUCACGACGGGGCUGGCGACGGUGCGCGGGCUCGGCACCAUCUACCUCGACGACGUCGACUUGGAGCACCUCGCGGAGCCGGUCCAGGCGUGCACCGGCGAGUUCGACCUUCACGUCGACUCGGUCACGCUGCACGGCAUGCCCGGCGCGCGCGGCCGAAAGUUCGACGUGACGAAUACGGCGCGGAAGCAGCUGGCGGGCGUUGACCUGGCGUCACUUUUCCCCAUCCAAGACGUCCUCUGCUACGGCGAGGGGGCGCACUCACUCGCGGAGCUGCGCGAGAAGCGCGAGGCGGAGGGCAAGCCGCCGCUGGCGACGCUGUCGGUGGAGGAGGUGGAAGCAGAGCUGGGCGCGGGCGGCGCGGUGCCGUUCGCCAUGCUGCUCAAUGCCCACGUGCGUGACGCGAUGCCUCUGAUCCACCUUGGCGCCAGCGUCGCGCUCGGAGGCGCGGCGGUGCUGGUGGCCGCGUCGCUCGCCGCGCUACUCUGCGCCGUCCUCGGCGUCGCGGCGUUCAUCAACGAGUCUCCGCCGGCCAUCCUGCGCGUUGGCCUCGCCGCCACCGCCGCCGCGUCGCUGCUGCUGCUGCUCGGGUGGUCGAACCCGUUUCCCGCCGCCGUGGGCUGCUUCGGCGCGCUCGUCCUGCUCGGCGCGUGGCGCGUGCUUGUCUGCGGCUUCGGGCAGCUGCGCGCGGCGCUCUGCUCUCCGUGGCGCGCGUUGCUGCUCGCCCUCAGUGCGGGCAGCGCCGCGUAUGCGGGCAAGGCCGCGUACGCGCUGCUCGCGAUCCGGAGAGACGUCGACGUUGAGCUGCCUGGGGCGCAGCUCGAGGACGGGUCCGAGUGCUCGACGCUGGCCGACUGCACCACCGGCGAGAGGCCGCUGCUCCUGCUGGGCGGGCUCACGGCGGCGGCGGCGGGGAUGGCGAUCGCGCUCGCGCCGCUGUGCGUCGCGACCACGCUCUGGGGCCUCUGCUCUCUCGGCGGAGCCGUGGGCAAGGUUGCGCCUGAGGCGGCGGCGUCGCGCGACGCCGGCAAGGCCGCGAGCACGGAGGAGCGGAUCCGCGCGCGGCUGGACGCGUUCGAGGCGCUCGACGGGCGUCUGAACGGGCUGCCCCGCUGCUACGUCUACAUGCUCGCCGCCAUCGCCCUCUCCGGCUUCGUGCUGGUGUUCCUCGCCCUGGAGUGGUCGCGCCAGCUCAACAGCCGCACGCACUACGCGGGCGCGCUGACGUGAGAGGCGUUGCGACGGGAGUCGCCGCCUCGAUAGAAACCGUGGGCAGGGAGGCGGCGGUUGGGCGGCGGUUGAUGGCCCCCGCCUCUCCCGCCACCUCACUGAACGGCUUGCCUGUUCCGCAGUGUGGUGCGUAUCCGCCACAGCUCAAAGGGAGUGUCUCAUCUCUCUCGCUCGUGGAAAGAGUUUGAGCGGAGGGUAUGUCUGCGGUCGCUUUUGACGUUACUUUGUCGGUUGCGGUGUUACACGGUAGGUGUGUCACCUC
This is a messenger RNA of Emiliania huxleyi CCMP1516, 1745 nucleotides long. RefSeq lists its product as hypothetical. The transcript has 7 exons. Bases 212 to 1483 code for a protein of 423 amino acids. The record is from RefSeq and is a predicted model, not a curated record. Lineage: Eukaryota; Haptophyta; Isochrysidales; Noelaerhabdaceae.